Molecule: messenger RNA, 771 nt
Organism: Protopolystoma xenopodis
Lineage: Eukaryota; Metazoa; Platyhelminthes; Monogenea; Polystomatidea; Polystomatidae
Source: the annotation of a GenBank genome assembly
UUGCGUGCACGUCGGCGCAGUCUUGGUCUGACACCUUGUUAUGCCCGUAAGUCGGUUCAUCCACCAUCUGCAGAUGCUUUAUCCGUCCCUGGAACGAAGCAACCUCCGACAUCUCGUAGCUCUCGAAAUGCUGCCUGCUCUGUUCGUCCCCUCCGACCAUCAGAGCAUGGUUGCCGUACUCCAGAUGCCCCAAAAAACCUUCAGUCUGACAAACGUUCUCCAAUAUCCAAUACAAGAGUAGCCAUCACUCCGGAUGAACCAAUCCUGAGUUAUCAUGAUGUGGGUAUAGAUCCUAACCUCGAAGCAUCUGGACAUGUUUAUAUUCCAAAUUUUCAGUUCCGCAAUUCGAUUAUAAACCUUCCGAAUCCCGAUGAUACAAUCAGCUCUGGAAAUAUUUUAUCUUCUAGACUUGAACAGACACAUGCCAAGUGCCCAAAAGAGGCGGGUCUCGAGACAGCUCGAGGCCAAAAGUAUCGAAGCCCAAAUCCGUCAGCCUCAGGUGAUCCCACAAGUCGUGCUAAUGCUGGGUAUUCGGGGCCACGGCUGCCACAUGUGCCUAUACGUAGAGUCAGCACAGCUGCACAGUCAAGGACAAACAGUCUGGUAACGGGAAUUCCUAGCCUCAGGACUGAGCACUUAGUUGCUGAAGAGCGCUUACGACGGUUUAGCGAAACAGGCAACGUCGAUUCUCCUUCGUUCGAACUGACGUCGGAUGCUUCGGAGCCCCAGUCUCUAUUGCCUGUUGUGACAAAUCCAAGUAAUUCCUUUUGA